Messenger RNA from Xiphophorus couchianus (Monterrey platyfish), 7834 nucleotides. It is a transcript of the gene patj, whose product is annotated as PATJ crumbs cell polarity complex component. The record is from RefSeq and is a predicted model, not a curated record. NCBI's taxonomy places the organism in Eukaryota, Metazoa, Chordata, Actinopteri, Cyprinodontiformes, Poeciliidae. The coding region runs from base 126 to 5846 and encodes 1906 amino acids. Gene Ontology annotation, molecular function: protein binding. The transcript has 47 exons.
UCCGGAUGGUUCUGCGACCGAGUGUGGACUCAGCGGCUGUAGGAGGUUCGGAUCGGUUCGGUUGGAAAGCCAAAAGGUUCUGGUCGGUCCGGUGACUCUGCGUGCCGCCCGGAUCCAGGACGGCCAUGUUGGACAAUGUCCCUGUAGUGUCGUCGGCGGAGCGCCAGCAGGUUCUGGCUGCUCUGGACCGGCUCCAGAACCGGCUGGUCCAGAGGGAGGAGUGGAGCCUGAGCGCCGCCCUGGGCAGCCUGAAGGGGGCGCUGCAGAGCCCGCUGUUCGGCCGCGUCCUGACGCUGCAGCACUCUGUCCGCCAGCUGCAGCAUCAGAUCCACAGCUUGCCUCCUGACGCUCGCAGUGACUUCAGUUUCUCCAGACGCGGUCAGCUGAUUAUGAGCUCCGCCCCCUCCUCCGUCCUGACCAAUGGCUCGUCGCCUCUCUCCCUUCAGGCUCCGCCCCCAACGGAGCGCCUGCAGCAGUGGAUCCAGGAGGCGGCGAAGGGCCGCCGGAUCGAGCCGAUCGUUCUGACCCGGCCCGCUUCAGGGGGCCUGGGGUUCAGCGUGGUCGGGCUGAACCCGGCAGGAAGCGGCGGCCACGGCGUGUUCGUCAAACACAUCCAGCCGGGAGGAAUCGCCGACCGGGACGGGCGUCUUCAGGAGCAGGACCAGAUCCUGGUGAUCAACGGCAGUCCUCUGGAACCGGGCCGGAACCACCAGGCGGUCCUGAGCUUGCUGCAGCAGCCGGGCGAGACCGUGGAGCUAGUGGUGGCCCGGGACCGGGUCGCACCAGGAGGUCCAACUGAAGGGCCGGUCGACACGGACCUCUGGGGUCAUGUAGAGGAGAUCCAGCUCUCCAACGAUGGAUCCGGUUUGGGCUUUGGGAUUGUUGGUGGGAAGACGAGCGGAGUGGUCGUCCGAACUCUGAUCCCCGACAGCGUAGCCGACAGGGACGGGCGCCUCCGCACAGGUGACCACAUCCUCCGCAUCGGGUCGACGCCCACCAGCGGCCUCACCAGCGACCAGGUCGUCAAGGUUCUGCAAGCCUGUGGCGGUCAUGUGACCAUGCUGAUCGCCAGGGACCGAGGACAGGCGAUCGCUGCCCCGGCUGCGCCUCCUGACUCCGCCCCCUUUGUUAAUGUACCUCCUCCACUUCCUGACUCCGCCCCCGUUACGUCCUUACCUCCAGGUUCUCCUGUAGCCCCGCCGCAGCGCCGGCCCAGCAAGACGCCCAACCUGGAGGGAUACGAGAUCCAUGAAGUUCCUCUCACCAAGAAGAACGGCCAGAGCCUCGGCAUCUCCAUCAUCGGCUUCAAUCCAAUGACCAGCCAAGAUGCAGUGGGUGUGUUUGUGAAACACGUGGUUCCUGGCAGCGCCGCGGACCAGAGCGGAAACAUCCGGGUCCAUGACCGCCUCCUGGCUCUGGACGACAUCAGUCUCCAUGGAAUGACCAACCAGGAGGUUCUGGAGGUGAUGAAGCAGACGGGUCAGACUGUGGUUCUGACUCUGGUCCGGAAGAAAGCCCAAGGCCCGGAAAGAUCCCUGGAUAAUGUGGAGCGGGCCUCGACCAGGGGGUCUCAGAGGAGGAACCUGGAGGUCAAAGGUUGUUUGUCAGCAUCUGGAUCCAUCGUGAUGAUGAAACAGGAAGUGACAUAUCCCAACGUGGCCCAACUGAACAGAGCGUCUGAUGCAGAACUGCGGGCCAAGUGGGAGGCAGCUCUGGGACCUCAGUACCUCGUCCUGGUGGUGAACCUGGAUCCUGUGAUCCAAGACGAUGCAGAGCUGCAGAAAUCCUCCAAGCUGCUGCCCAUCCACAUCCUGCGUCUGGGCGUGGAGCUGGACUCCUUCGACGGCCACCACUACGUCUCCUCUGUGGCCCCUGGGGGCCCCGUGGACAGACACGGCGUGCUGAGGCCUGAGGAUGAACUGCUGGAGGUCAACGGUGUCCAGCUGUACGGGAAGUCCCGGCGGGAAGCCGUGUCCUUCCUCAAAGAGGUUCCCCCUCCGUUCACUCUGGUUUGCUGCCGACUCCUGAUCCCAGACCAGGAACCGGAACCGGAACCAGAACCAGAACCGUCUGUUCCACCACAACCAGCAGCAGAACAUCGGAGCAUCGAAGAGAUGGAGAUGAAGCUGUCGUCGAUGCUGCGCAGAGAGGAAGAGGAGGAAGAGGAGGAAGAGGAGGAGCAGCAGCAGGGUUCUCCUGUGGAGGAGCUGACGAGGAGCGAGGACUCCAGCCUGGAGGAAGAGGAGGAGGAUGAAGGCGAGCUGGCCCUGUGGGGUCCGGAGGUCAGCGAGGUGGAACUGCAGAAGGAGAUGGACCGAGGCCUGGGCUUCAGCCUGCUGGACUACCAGGACCCGUUGGAUCCUGGUCGCUGUGUGAUGGUGAUCCGCUCUCUGGUUCCUGGUGGGUCCGCGGAGCGUCAUGGAGGUCUGCUUCCUGGAGACCAGCUGGUAUCAGUUAAUCACACCCAGUUGGACCUUCUCACCCUGACCGAGGCAGUGGAGGUGCUGAAGUCGGUACCACCUGGUACGGUCCGCCUGGGAGUCUGCAAACCCCUGGUGGAAGCAGCCGAUCCCAGCAGAGAGAACAUGAUCCAAGAUUCUGCUGGAGGCGACCCGCUUCCAGAGGUGAAUUUUCUGAACUCUGGAUCCAAACAAGCAUCAGAACUUUUCCCUCAUGUGGACGGGAGCAGAGGGAGCGAUCAGCGCGGAACCGAGACAAAAUGGACCUCAUCAGGUCCCAGUGAAAACUCGGAGCUUCCAGAUGAUUCCUGUCAGGAGGAACCGGAGCUGAUCCUGGACGGAGGUCUGCCUCGCUACACCUCCUCUCUGACCUCUGACCUCCUGCCAGCGGAGGAGGGCCUGGAGAUGGCUGUGGAUGAAGAGGAGGAUGAAGAGGAGAGGAGCUCGCUGCCCAGGAAGCCUCCUCCAUCCUGGGAGGACUGGAAGCUGUGGUUUGCUGGCCGAGCAGGAGGUCCACAGGAGCUGCAGGUGAGGAGAGACUCUCAGGAUGACGAAGAGCUGCAGAAGUCCGACCUGGAGAGCAUCUCAUCUGUUGGGAAACUGAUCCUGGGUCUGCCUGACUCCAGGGACGGCGAGGCCGAGUCCGAUCUCACUCUGACCGACACCGACACCGAGUCCGUCAGGAUGGUCGCCUCCGGCAGCAGGAAGAGGCGGAGCCAAGGCCGCAGAAACCUGCCGGAGAGGGAGGAGGGGGAGGGGGAGGAGACGCCCGCCUUCAGCCACUGGGGGGCGCCACGCAGGGUGGUGGUGUGGCCUGAGGACGGCCAGUCUCUGGGCCUCAGCAUCGUGGGCGGGCGCCACGUCAUCAAGCGUCUGAAGAACGGCGAGGAGCUGAAGGGAAUCUUCAUCAAGCAGGUUCUGGCUGGCAGCCCGGCCGCCCGGACCCGCUGCCUGAAGACCGGAGACAAGAUCCUGGAGGUGUCCGGUGUGGACCUGCGAGCGGCGAGUCAUGAGGAGGCGGUGAGCGUCAUCAAGUCCGCUCCGAGUCCGGUCAUCUUCAUCGUCCAGAGCCUGUCGGCGAUGCCGCGGCCGGUGUCGCUAACAGCUUCCAGCUCCAGCAAACACAAAGCCAAGCGGACCGAUCCUCUGGUACCUGAGGCAGCCCUGCCCCCCCUCAGAGAGCCCCCACCCUACAGACCUCCCAGCCAAUCAGAGCAGGAGCUGACUGCUCACCUGCAGAAGGUCAAAGAGCGCUGCUGUGAGCGUUAUGGCGACCUGCAGGGGGAGCUGCUGUGUGUGGACCUGGAGAAGGACCGGCAGGGUUUGGGUCUCAGCCUGGCGGGAAACCGGAACCGGUCCCGGCUCAGUAUUUUCGUGGUGGGCCUCCAUCCCGGCGGGCCGGCCUCCAGAGACGGACGGAUCCGCGUGGGAGACGAGCUGCUGGAGAUCAACAACCAGAUCCUGUAUGGGCGGAGCCACCAGAACGCGUCAGCCAUCAUUAAGACCGCCGCCACCAAGGUGAAGCUCAUCCUGCUCAGAAACAACGACGCUGUAAACCAGAUGGCUGUUUCUCCUUUAACGGCUCCUCCUGCUCCUCCUCCUGCUCCUCCUCCUGCUGCUCCUCCCACCCCGGUUGGCUUGGAGGUCGGAGGCUCCGCCCCCCCUGAGCAGCUCUGCCCCUCACUGGACCUGCCGGUCAGAACCGACCCAUGUUCUGCUGAACAGGACCAGAACCCGACCAGCGGGUUUGUUCGGAGCGACGACGCCCCCGAGAGGCCAGAGGUGGAGACGCAGAGGACGGUCCAGAGAAGCUCCGCCUCCUUCGGCUGCUCCCAGAGGCUCAGCGAUGCCACAGACAGCGAUCCCCAGGCUGCCAGGGCGCCGCCGGAGCUCCAGUCCAGGAGCUCCAGCCGACAGACGGCAGUCCCUCCUCCUCUGGUCGGCGCUGAGGUCCAGUCUGCUAGUCGAGGUACCGCCCACGAUUCUGGGCCGCCCACGUCGGACCCGUCUGGCUGCGCCGUGGUUCCGGGUCAGGAAACGGUUCUGGAGAUCUGCAAGGGUCGGUCCGGACUUGGGCUCAGCAUCGUGGGAGGAACUGACACCCAGCUGAACGCCAUCGUGAUCCAUGAGGUGUACGAGGAAGGAGCGGCGGCCCGGGACGGACGGCUCUGGGCCGGAGACCAGAUCCUGGAGGUGAACGGCGUGGAUCUGCGCGGGGCGUCCCAUGAGGAGGCCAUCGCCGCCCUGCGUCAGACGCCGGCGAAGGUCCGGCUGACGGUUCUGAGGGACGAGGCCCGGUUCCGGGACGAGGAGAACCUGGACCGGUUCCGGGUGGAGCUGCAGAAGAAGAGCGGCAGAGGACUGGGCUUCAGCAUCGUCGGCAAGAGGAGCGGCAGCGGCGUGUUCAUCUCGGAGGUGGUCAGAGGGGGCGCCGCUGAGCUGGAUGGACGGCUGAUGCAGGGAGACCAGAUCCUGUCGGUGGACGGAGAGGACACGAGACGCGCGUCCCAGGAGGGCGUGGCCGCCAUGCUGAAGUGUGCCCGUGGACCCGUCCAGCUGGAGCUCGGCCGCCUCAAAGCCGCUUCCUGGAUGUGCUCCAGACUGACCACAGGGGGGAGCCAGAUGAGUGACAUCAGCAGCUCAGGUGUUGAGGCUCCGCCCCCCCCACCUGCCUCACCUGACCCCACGAUGACACCUGAGGAAAUCAGCGCCAAGACCAGCAGUGACAUCACUUCCUGCUCCGAGAGCAGCUCAGGCGUCCGGACGGUGCAGAUCACCAGGGGCAGCGGCGACUCCCUGGGGGUAAGCGUGGCGGGGGGGCAGGGCAGCCCGCUGGGGGACGUCCCCGUCUUCAUCGCCAUGAUCCGGGCCAACGGCGUCGCCGCCAAGACGCACCGGCUGAAGGUGGGGGACCGGAUCGUCAGCGUGGGGGGACAGCCGGUGGACGGACUGUCCCACAGCGAGGUGGUGGCCAUGCUGAAGAACAGCUACGGGAACAUCAACCUGCAGGUGGUGGCCGACACCAACAUCAGCGCCAUUGCUACUCAGGUGGAGAGUCUGAGCGGCAGCUGCAGUCUGACGGCGAGCAGCGACACACACACACUGUCUGAGUCAGACGGUCCUCGGUCCCGCAGCAUCACUCUGGAGAAAGGCUGUGAGGGUUUGGGCUUCAGCAUCGUCGGGGGUUUCGGCAGUCCGCACGGAGACCUUCCCAUCUACGUCAAGACCGUCUUCAGUAAGGGCGCGGCGGCGGUGGACGGGCGUCUGAAGCGUGGCGAUCAGAUUCUGUCGGUGAACGGCGAGAGUCUGCAGGCGGUGACCCAUGAGCAAGCAGUGACCAUCCUGAAGAAGCAGAGGGGGACGGUCACCCUGGUCGUCCUGUCCUGACCUGGACGUCCCCGUGUCUCCGCCGUCAUUCGGGUUAACGGCCGCUCUGCUUCGUCUCCACUUCCUGCUCCGCCCGCCAGGCGCCUCCCCAGUUCUGCUCACCUUCCUCUGCAGCUUCUCAGUGGAACAACUUCCUGUCGGGUUCUGGAACCGGAGCGCCGCCUGGACCGGCCCACAGUGAACUGCAGCAGGAGCUGCGGUCUGCCACCUGGUGGUCAGAGUGGGGACUGCAGUCUGUCCUCCUGCAGGUUCGCUUCGUUUCCAUCGGAUCGGACCCGGCUCACCCGGUCCGAUCAUCAGAACGGACCAACCAUGUCUCCGUGGUGACGCCUCUCAUUCCUCGGGUUGAACCUUUCUCCUGAGGUUCUGGUUCUGUCUGGAUCAUUCCCGGCAUGUUUCAGACUUCCCCAGUGUUCCCAGUGUUGAUGCAUGCAGCAGCGUGACACUAGCACCACAGCUUAGCACGGAGCCGUUUGAUUGGUCGGCAGCCAUGAUGUCACACCAGGUCGCAGAAAAGCCUCAAAAGUUCUGGAAAGCCAAGAAGAGAUUGUUUUGGGUUCUGGUUCCUGUCCCGGUUCUGGUUCUGCGGGUUUGGCUGGCUUCCUGCCGUCAGGCGACCUAAACGUUUCGGUUUCGGUUCUGGUUCUGUUGCAGGUCCAAAGUGCCGUUCAUGAAUUCAUUACUUUAUUUCAUGCAGUCGAUGCAUUUUUAUGAUUCCUCUGAGCGUUGUUGUUUGUCCGUCUCCAUGGACACGGCUCUCAGGAUGUUGUUGGCAUGGUGCCCGUUGCCUUGACAACAGAUGCAGUGUCUUCCACGUCCAUAUUAAAGCUGCAGGCUGACGUUCCUCAUGAUCCCAAAAUAAACUUCCAAACCCAGAAAAGCGGAUCUGGAGAAACUCGGCUGCUCAAAACUCCCUGAAGGUUUUCCUGGAUGUCAAACUUCCCAGUUUUCCGGUAAACAUUCAGGCGUAGCUGGAACGUUCCCGGCCGUUUUCCCUGCUGAGCAGAGAUGGGAUGGUGGCCAAACGUUCCAGAGCAGCUUGAAGUUUUCCUCUGAGAAACUGAAUCUCCUGAUCCGCCUGCAGCCUUUACUUCAUUCUGCUGAACUUUUCCUCGUCUUGCUCCUGGUAAAAUCAUCGCCACAUUUUAAACCUUUAGAAACGUUUUUAUCUUCACUUUGGUGUCAUGACUGCAGCUAAAUUAACUUCUGUCAGCUGCUUUAAAACCUGGGUGUUUGUGCAACUGAGUUGUGCUAACGUGUUAGCUUUGUCUGUAAUAAACAAAACUAAGCUAAGGCAGACUUUUACAAGAUGUUGUUAGCUCAGUUAGCUUGGCUAGCUCUGUUAGCUCUUGGUUGUACAAAAUAUGCUCAAUUUUAUAGCUUAGCAAAAUUUCAUCUCCACCGAAACUCAAUCUGUGACGUAAAGGUUUCUAAUUUAAUGUUCACAAAACACUUAAAGAGCAACGUUUCAUAUUUCACCAGAUUAGCUUCGUAGCUAAACUCUUUUACAUUUUGCUGUUAAUCAGUCAGAAACACUGAAAUUGUAAUUAUGAAUAUAGAAUUGCUUAGGAAGAUUUACUAAGAUGUUUAUAAUUCUUUAGAAGCUAAAGCUAACUUGUUGUUGGCAUAACAGUAGAGAGCUAAAGGGAAAACAGUCUGCAGAAAUUUACAUAUCAAGUCAUGUGCACAAAUAUUCCGUCUUAAUUUAUUUGUCGUUUCCACUGGAAAUAAUCAGAUUUCUGUGUUUUUGUUGCCACUUUGUGCCGCAUCCCAUCAGAACCUGAAACGGGUCCGUUUUAGUUUCAUGUCACAUUGUCAAAUGAUUCUGGAAAAUGUUUUUAAUUUAUGGUGAGAUUUAAAUGAUGAUUAGUUGAAAAAUGAAUAAAGAUUUCUCUGUUUAUCAGGAACAAACGAACUUUAAACUGUUUCAAUUUGCAUUCAAUUAAUUCUGCCAUUUGAUUAAAUAUUAAACUUUUUGUUGAAACUAA